GGAUGCUCUACUCUGCGAUACGUUCUGUUUUGAGUCGGGUGUUCACGGCCAUCAUUAUUUGUUAGUGACACACUCGAGUUCCAGCCACUCGAUCCUGCACUCGCAAUGGCCGCGUACACAAAAUUUUUCCUGAUUUUGGCCAUUUUUUUCGGAUGCAUUUGCCAACUGGAAAGCAAAAAUAUGAAUAUUGCCCAAGACGUUGAGGUGUUGGCUAAGGUUGUGUCCUCCACAGAAGGCACUACCCCCAGUAGAGGAAGACGUCGUUUCACCAGCAGCUCGCCGCAGCCUGGUUCGAAGGAAGGCAGAAAAGACAACCAGUCGGAAGAUUUCACCAUGACGGGCAGCCCUUCCCUGGAUUCGACCAUAUUCUCGACAAUCGGCUCCCUCGCCUCGACUCUUUUUAAAUCCAUCUUCAGGUCUGAUUCGGACAAAUCAGGGAGGGACGGUGGCAGUGGGGGUGGAUUUGUCGCCUCCGUCAGUCGAAUCUUUUGCACAAUAUUCGGAGGACUUUUUGGUUCAAUUUGCGGAACGUCCUCCAGCGGGCCAGGCGGGGUUGACUACGACACCCCUGUCAACUUGACCAGUCAGCAGUACCAGCAGCUUCAGGAUCAAGUUAAACUAAAUGGAAUAGGAACUAAUUAAUUAACUCUGUGUGGAGAAAUUUAAAUUUGAAUUAUAGCACCAAUAAAUA
This is a messenger RNA of Neocloeon triangulifer, 691 nucleotides long. RefSeq lists its product as uncharacterized. The transcript is spliced from 2 exons. Bases 106 to 642 code for a protein of 178 amino acids. NCBI's taxonomy places the organism in Eukaryota, Metazoa, Arthropoda, Insecta, Ephemeroptera, Baetidae. The record is from RefSeq and is a predicted model, not a curated record.